Messenger RNA from Gekko japonicus, 3809 nucleotides. RefSeq names its product integrin subunit alpha L (gene ITGAL). NCBI's taxonomy places the organism in Eukaryota, Metazoa, Chordata, Lepidosauria, Squamata, Gekkonidae. The transcript has 29 exons. The annotation marks the transcript as partial. Gene Ontology annotation, molecular function: integrin binding. Gene Ontology annotation, biological process: cell-cell adhesion; cell adhesion mediated by integrin; cell-matrix adhesion. The record is from RefSeq and is a predicted model, not a curated record. Gene Ontology annotation, cellular component: external side of plasma membrane; integrin complex.
GUCAUUCCCCAGCACUGGGGUACAAUAUCGACACCUCUCCUGUAGCCGUGUUCUCUUCCAACUCCAGUGUGCAAUUUGGAUAUGAGGUUCUGCAGUUUGGGGAGGGCCCUGAAGCCAGGAUCAUAAUAGGAGCCCCCGGUGAGCAGAACACCACAGGCCACGUGUACCAGUGCAAAAUGCAAAACGAAGAGUGCCAGGAUAUUCCACUCGAGGGAGGCGCUGGAGUAUCCCACCUGGGCAUGACACUGGCGAGCGACUCUCAGAGAUCUAAGAUGAUUGCAUGUGGGCCAGGAGUCGCACAGCACUGUGACAAAAAUCUCUUUGUGAGCGGGAUCUGCUAUCUGUUUGAUGCCAAACUACACGAACCCAAGAACAUAACUACAGGAUACCAAAAGUGCCUGAAAGGGGAUGUGGACCUGGUGUUCCUCUUUGAUGGAUCAGAAAGCCUGAACAGCAAGGAGUUCGACAAAAUGAAGGACUUCAUGAUUGAUGUGAUGACGAAACUACGCAACAGCACCAUCAAGUUUGCUGCUGUGCAGUUUUCAUUUGACAUCAGUAUUGAGUUUGAUUUUAAUAAUUAUACCAACGAUCCCAAUCCUGAAAGAUUGUUGGCCAACGUGGCACACAAGAAAAGUAUUACAAACACCUUCAAGGCCAUCAAAUAUGUUGCGGAAAAAGUUUUUGUUCCUGAACGUGGCACUCGACCAGGAGCAAACCGAGUAAUGGUCAUUAUCACCGACGGAGAGGCUACCGACUCAGACAAUGGAAGUGUAAAAGCUGCCAAGGACAAGAAGAUCCUGCGUUUCAUAAUUGGGAUUGGACGCCACUUCCCCAAGAACGUGACCCAAGCCAAGGUCACGAAGAUCGCCUCGGAACCCAUCAGUGCCUUCGUGAAGGUCCUCAAGAGGUUCGAGGAGCUCAAGGACAGCUUCAACGAGCUCCAGGCAAAGAUCUACGAUAUCGAAGGCACCAGUGACAGUCGCUCCUUCUACCUGGAGAUGUCAUCGAGUGGAUUCAGUGCCGACAUAUCCCACGGCCGGGUGGUCCUGGGUGCCGUGGGUGCCAACAAUUGGGCCGGCGGCCUGUUAGAGCAGCAGGAGGGUUUGGCCAAUGAAAAGUUCAUCACCGCCCCCACUGCUAAGGGUGAAAUGAAAGCAGCCUACUUGGGCUAUGCACUGAAAUUCUUGCAGCAUCAGAAGAGGGAGCUGUAUGCUGUUGGUGCCCCUCGGUACCAACAUGUGGGAAGGGUCCUGGUGUUCGAGGUCAACCCCAGCCCUGCCAACUGGACCUUAAAGCAGCAGAUUCCUGGAGAGCAGAUAGGGUCCUAUUUUGGGGCAGUCCUUUGUCCAGUGGACGUGGACAGCGAUGGUGAAACAGACCUGCUUCUCAUCGGGGCACAGCUAUAUUUUAAAGGCCGGAGAGGAGGUCGUGUUUAUGUCUACGGCUGGGCACAGGAUAAUCUUGCCCUCCAGGGGGAGCUUCAAGGGGACUUGGAGUACCCCUUGGGCAGGUUUGGAGCGGCUAUUGCUGACUUGGCGGACAUCAAUGGGGAUGGACUGACGGAUGUGGCUGUGGGGGCCCCCUUAGAAGAUGGGGAAAGUGGAGUUGUCUACAUCUACAAUGGCCACGAGAAGACUGUGCAUAUGGAGUAUACCCAGAAAAUUAACGGAGCACAGGUAUCCCCUGGCUUGAAAUUCUUUGGACGUUCCAUCCAUGGAAAGACAGACCUCAGUCAAGACGGACUCCCUGACAUUGCUGUGGGAGCUCUGGGAAAGGCCGUGGUACUCUGCUCCAGGCCCAUUGUGACCGUGGCAGCGACUGUGCAGUUCUGGCCGCAGGAAAUCCCGGUGAAAGACGUGGAAUGUCAGGGGAGUGCCGGGUCCUGGCAGGCUGUGGAGGUCAACCUCGACAUCUGCUUCAAUGCCAGUUUAGCCACCAAGCACUACCAAGGGCACCUCUCUGCCAACCUUUCCUUCUACUUGGAGAUUGACGGAAACCGGAUGAAGAACCGAGGAGUGUUCAGGAAUGGCAAGAAGGUCCUGGAGGGGGCCCGGAGCAUAUCCGUGGGAUCGGUGUGCCUUCAAGAGAAGAUUCGCAUCCCAAACUGCAUUGAGGAUUACAUCUCAAGUAUCAAGGUCUUUGUGAAUUUCUCCCUCAACGAUGACAAGGACCCUAACAAGGGAGGUCUUAGCCCUAUUCUGAACCCACUAAGCAACAGAACUACAGUGGAGAUUCCUUUUGAGAAGAACUGCGGGGAAGAUGCAGUGUGUGAGGCUGACCUGAGACUCCGCUUCCAUGCUUCAGGGUCUGAGAAGCUGCUUCUGUCUCCGGCGUUUGUCCUGAGGGUGGUCUUGGAACUGGAGAAUCUCCAAGAGGAUGCUUACCGUACAGUCCUCCACUUGCUCCACGUUCCUGGCCUCUCCUUCCGCAGAGCUUCUGUGUUGGGGAAAAGUGCUCACAUCAUGAGCUGUGGUGGGAUGCCAGUAGCGGAAGGAUUCAAGAGUCUUGUUUGCAAUGUCAGCCAUCCUGUCUAUAGGGAGCAAACACAUGUUUUGAUGGAAUUCAGGUUUGAUGUUCUUGAAAAUAGCUCCUGGGGAGACAGUGUAGAGAUGGAGGCCUAUGUCAGCAGUGACAACGAGAAGAAUGAGACCCUUCCUAACAACCGAGACAGUCUCAGCAUCCCUGUCCUGUACCCCAUCAAUGUCAUUGUCAAGGGCUUGGAGACAUCCAUUCAGUACAUCAACUUCAGUUCUGUCGAACAGGAAAACAAGACAGUGAUGCACGUUUAUGAAGUAAAGAAUGUGCCCCUGGGUGAUUUCCAACCUGCUGCAGUGACAGUGUUUGUGAAAGUGCCAACCACAUUUACUGCUGGGCUGAUAUGGGAGGUUGAUAGUGUCCAAGCUGAACCCUCUGUGACGUGUGAACUUAUUCAGCUGGACGACAACGCAGAAGAGACAAAUUCCAGCAAGGACCAUCCUCAGCUAAUUGAGCGAUGCGCUGUUGAAAAAUACUACAUCUAUCAAUGUAGCCUUGGGCAGAUAAGUCCCUCUAUAAUCCGUGUUACUGGAACAGUGUAUGCCACGAACAAAAUUGAGCAAUUCUCCCAGUCCAGCUUCUGCACAGCCUCGUGGCUCACGUUUGACAACAGAAGAUACUUCAAUCAGUAUGAUGAAUAUGCCCAGUCUCAGGUCACUACAAAGGUAGAUAUGAUUUACGUGAUGGAUUAUCUCCCUAUUAUUAUAGGAAGUGCUGUAGGAGGCUUGUUCUUGCUUAUUCUCAUCAUUGUGGGACUUUACAAGUGUGGGUUUUUCAAGCGUAAUUAUAAAGAGAAGAUGGACCAUGAAGGUGAAACUGAGGCUGCGUUCCAAGCAGAAGGCAGCCUGGAGGAUGAUGAAGAAAAAGUCCCACAGAACGGAGAAGCAGAGAGCAAAUAACCAGGGGUUGCUUCUACAUUAGCCGUUUGGUCUGGAAUGGACAAUGGUUUGAUCAAAGAAUCCAGAUGGCAGUGCUGGCAAACUGUUGCUGCCCCACAUUUCCUGACUUUUUAAAAAAUGUGACCUGUCGUGUUGGGUUUUUUUGGGUUUUUUUACAUACUUCAAUUUAACUGCAAUGCCAGUUUGUCUACGGUGGACAGUGAAAACACCACUGAAAAUCUUCAGGGCCCUUUAAAUUCUGUUCCUUCCCUUCUGCUUCUGCCUUAAUUCCUGUCCUUUCACUCAUGACCAGGAAAUCUGAGCUGUGGGUUAAUGAUUCUUGUGAGGUGGGCAUGUGUGAAUCAUUGCUUUUCUCUUUGCAGUUAAAGCCAUUGU